Colletotrichum godetiae is the source of this 1322-nucleotide messenger RNA. RefSeq lists its product as uncharacterized. The record is from RefSeq and is a predicted model, not a curated record. The transcript is spliced from 2 exons. NCBI's taxonomy places the organism in Eukaryota, Fungi, Ascomycota, Sordariomycetes, Glomerellales, Glomerellaceae. Bases 353 to 1249 code for a protein of 298 amino acids.
CUCACCAAUAAGUACAUCCUGCAUGAAGCGAAUGAGUUCAUGUCAGAGAUCGGCUCGAAUUAUGACCAGUGAAGGGAAGUGUGUCAUGGCGGGAUAAAAGGGUGCGAGAUCUGGGGCAACAUCACGGAGCCAUUCGAGCGGCAAUAGGGAAGCGUGAUCGGGUAGCGAAUUGGCCCAAACGAGAACCACUUGACUGGCGGGGGCGGGAGGAAACAAAGCGGAGGCAAAGGGCAGAGGAGUGUUUGGGCAUCGACUCACCUGAUCUGGAUCGUCUCUUGGGAGCCUUUGGCGGGGCGAGUUUGGUAUAUAGCAACAUGAUGCUCACGAGCUGGAAUCUGCGGCGCGCACAGGCAUGGCGGUUCUCGAGAUUGUCGGAGUUGUGUUUCUCUCAAAAGAUGUGGUAUAUGGACGAAGUUGCCCUACACCUACAUCACGCACGGAGAGAAGGGAGAAGGCCUACCGUAAGAGUGUGUGGACCGAGGCUACUUGGCCUAGAAGACGAACGAAGACAGGCUUUCACGAUGUCGGGGAGGGUUCCGCAGUAAUAGGUGACGGUCGGGGGCAGCGGGCGCAAGGUGGUGCUGGUUUUGCUGGUGGUGCCUUGUGGGAUGGAGGGGUGAAUAAGGAAGGUAGAGUGAGAAGCUCGUGGGGACUGGAGUACGGCGACCAAGUCCGUGUAGUGGGUGUCUUCCCUCGUCUAGUGCCGAGGGUAAACGGGGUUGAACGAGGAAAGCUUUUCUCUCUUUCUGGGUUCUUGUUCUCGCCCUUUUUCGACGGGGCCGCGAGCUUGGGAAGACCAGGGGCCGGGGGCCGAUGCGCUGAGGUGAGGACCGGAUUCGUAUUGUUGGUCCGUUCUCUUAGGGUGUGGGGAAUGGGGAAUGGAGGUGGUGCCUCUCUGGAGACUGGAGCAGACCGGCGAGAUAUGGGGAAUUCGGAGAGGGCGGAGAAGGAGAAGGAGAAGAAGAAGAGUCGAAAGGGCACUCGUGCGAGUCAAGCAAGAUGUCGGGCAAGAGCUAGUUCAAAUAGCAUGGAAAGAAAGGAGGCAGAGUCCGAGACGGCGAGAAACUUCAAGAGGCAAAUGGGCAAAGGGGCUCGUUCAGCCAGGCGUUUUUGGCGAUUUUUCUCCAACAAAGCCCACCCCAAAAGCACCCAGAAUGGGCCCAAGGUCAAGGUCGAAUCCCAAGUCGCGUUGGCGUACCGGGCGAGUACCCAGCGGUGCCAGCCAGGCCCGCCGCCCAAGAGCCGGUGACGGCGGCGUCCUUCCCAAUGCUGACAAGGCCGCUGCCAUCACGCACAUCGUGACCAAGAGAUCCUGGGAGGCU